AUGGACCCUCUGCGCGCAGACGGCGACUUUCUCUUCCAAUUUAGCGAUGCCGGCCUUGCUUAUCCGGCGCCGGACACCGCCGCCGCUGCGUCCGUCUGCGCUCUCGCUGCCGACGACACGGACACCCUCAUGCCCCAGGUCCUGUCCGCCGACCAAGACCUGGAUUCCAUGUUUCUGGACCCUGCCUUUGUCACCGCUGCGGAUCUGAGCCAUACUUUUGAGGGCGCCUUCUUCGCCGCCGACCCGGCUCUCCAGCUCGACGAUGCCGACUCGGCCGGCUUUCCUCCAGAUGCCGACGGCGCCGGCUGGGACCUUGCCAUCGGCCCAGUCGACGCCCCGCCCUCGCAGCCUGGCACCGCUGCUGGCAACGCCGCCAUCAUUGACGAGUUCUUUGUCAAGAACGGCGCUUACCGCCCGCCCGAGCCCUGCCUGCAGUGCAAGCGCCAGCGUCUCCAGUGCCUGAUACUCCAGACCACCGAGGCCAACCCCAAUCCCAUCACGUCUUGCUCCAGCUGCGUGGCCUUGUUUCGGGACUGCAGCUUGGCGGAGCGCGGCAAGCGGCAGGCCUCGAGCUUCGAGACCUCCCGGCCCGUCAUUGGCCAUCUCCACGGUGUAAGCGAGGAGAACAGUCUCGGCACCCACGGCGAGGAAUCUCGUGGUGAGGGCCCCGCGCCCCUCGCAGUCGUCACCUCGAAGCGCGCAAGCACGCGAACCGCCAAGAAGACGCGGCCCUUGUCUCACUGGUUCGCAUGCCACAUGGACCAUCCCUACCCCUCCGAGGAUGAAAAGGCAGACCUCGCCAAUCAGUGCGGCCUGAGCCGCACUCAAGUCAUCAAUUGGUUCGCCAAUGCCCGUCGACGGCACAGGCUUUCGGCCCAGUCGCUACUCAACAACACCACCAAAUCCUUUCGCAAGGGAUCGCCCGUGCCUCGCUCCCUCCUAGAUAGCAUGUCUCCCAUGGAGCGCUGGAGGAAUUCACCGCCAGAUGACGAACCUGCUUCUUCCUCUGCCAUUGAACGUGCUCUGAACCGAUCGCCUCAAGAAGCCUCGGAUUACUUUGGCAGCUAUGGCAGUGGGAGGGACGGCUCCGUGUCCUCGGCCAGUGGCGAGUCUGGCAGAUAUCGCCGCAGGUCUUUCAACAGGGCAUCGUCUACUAGCUUUGGUGGCUCGGCGAAUUCUCAUCAAUCGGGGGAUUUUACCUUUAUUCCAUAUUCCGCCAACAACUCCGUCGAUGGAGACUCCAUUGGAAACAAGAGUCCAACAAUUGUUGGUACGCGAGCCAAAAACACCACCUUUCAAUGCACCUUUUGCCUGCAAAGCUUCCGCAAACGGUACGACUGGGUGCGGCACGAACGCUCCAUCCACCUCCCCGGUCUCGAUUCAUGGAUCUGCAGAGUGCCCCUGCCGCCGGACCAGUCGUUUCUGGUGUGGCGCGUCAACCAAACCCGCCCGGAAUGCAUCUUUUGCGGUGAGCUCUCGCCCACGCACGACCACAUACAAUCACACGAAUUCCAGACCUGCGCAGACCGGCCCGCGUCAGAACGCACAUUUACGCGCAAAGACCACCUCUGGCAGCAUUUGCAUAAAUUUCACCACUGCAAGAAGUGGGAUGGAUGGACGCCGGACCUGGCUCUUCUCCAGCACAAGCAGGACAAGAUUCAGAGCCGAUGCGGCUUUUGCAAUGUCACAAUGAAUAGCUGGAACGAACGAGCGCAGCAUCUGGCCUCGCAUUUUCGACGCGGAGCAACAAUGGCGGAAUGGACAGGCGGCUCCGGAAUCCAAUUGUCUUCUGACGACAAGGCGAAUUCCAAAGCAUAG
Molecule: messenger RNA, 1818 nt
Organism: Beauveria bassiana ARSEF 2860
Lineage: Eukaryota; Fungi; Ascomycota; Sordariomycetes; Hypocreales; Cordycipitaceae
Product: homeobox and C2H2 transcription factor, putative
Exons: 1
Coding region: 1-1818 (605 amino acids)
Biological process (GO): regulation of DNA-templated transcription
Molecular function (GO): DNA-binding transcription factor activity, RNA polymerase II-specific; DNA binding
Source: RefSeq, a predicted model, not a curated record